CCGGUGUUUAUUUACAAUCAUAAGUAAAUUUUUAGGUAUACAGGCAAAUUGUUUAAAUGAAUAAAAAAAUUCUUACAAUGAACAUAUAAUUACAUAGAAAGCUUGGAUUAAAUCAUAUUGUCUGGUAUCAUCGUAGGACUAUUAUAGCAACUACUACAACAGGAGUACAAUACAAUAACAGUAUUUCAUAUAUUUUGAGAAAAAAUGAAUGAUGACAUCUUAUGCCUACGGUUUCUGAAUACACAUGUUGCACCAGUCAUUGUCAUUCUGGGUAUAAUUGGCAAUAUAUUAUCCAUAAUUGUCCUACGAAGUCGACGUAUGAAAUCUCCUGUUUCAAUUUAUUUAAUUAGUCUAUCAGUUUUUGAUAUAUUACUUUUGGUAUGCGCUGUUGUACUAUUUUUUGAAUACCCCUUUGCUGAUGACGAUUCUUCAUUAUUCCCACUGUUAGCGAACAAUUCCAUGGAUAGUAUAAAUUAUGACACAGUAAAUGAAAACUCAGAAAAUACAACUUCAGAUGUCAAUAUGUAUGAACAGUUAGCAGUGAGAAGUGCCAAUGAUGACAAAAUAAUUAGCAACAUAACUACAGCUCAUCGAAUUUACUCAUUAAUUCAGGCGCACGUUGUUUAUCCUGUAGCAUUAACUGCUCAGACUGCAGCCAUAUGGAUUACUGUAAGCUUAACUGUAGAGCGUUAUAUUGCCGGAUGUUAUCCAUUGCAUGCACAUUUACUCUCAUCCGUACCAAAGUCUCGUUUAGUUGUCUGCUGUUGUAUGAUAUGCGCAGUUGUCUACAAUAUACCAAGAUGGUUUGAAAUUACAACAAGUCAACCUGUAAAUAGCACUGAAUUAUCUAAAGAGCCUAACUUUUCACAAUGGUCACAACAAUAUGACUGGCAUUCAUUAUUUCGUCUUGUUUACUAUACCUGGGGAUAUAUAUUAGUCAUGUUUCUGCUGCCGUUAAUUGCUUUGCUAGUAAUGAAUAUUCGUCUAAUGUAUGCUCUACGUAGAUCUGAUUUCGCUGUACAUAAAAGUUCUCAGUCAACACCAUAUAUUGUUACUUCGCAUGGUAAUGAAAGUGGUAGUAGAAAUCAACUGAUUAGCUGCAGUUCCAGUUUCUAUCCAAAAACCUCCACAUUAUCAAGAAAGUCAUCGACAAAACAAUUUCCAAUACGAUUUCAACGUAGCGAUCAAUGUAAGUCAUGUAAAUCUCUAAGAAACUCACUCCAUCCUUACGGACCAACACGACUGGCUAUACAAGCAGACAAGAGUAUCACACGAAUGAUCAUUGUUGUUGUUGGUGUAUUUAUUGCCUGUCAGCUCCCAGCACUGGUAUUCAACAUUUAUUUUGGUAUUGUAUCGCCAAAAGUUUUACCUCAUGGCUGGUGUGCUUUAUCAGAAUUGAGAAAUUUUCUAGUUGUUGUUAACUCUAGUGUAAAUUUCAUUGUUUAUUGUGUUAUGGGUGCCAAAUUUCGUAGAAGUUUUAUUCACGUGAUUACACCUUGUUGGGAAAUUAAGUUGACUAACAAUAAUACACAAAAGACUGUGGUACGAUUAAUAAACUUGCGAUCAGAAGGAAAUGAAAUUUAGUUGCACUGUUUCUCUUUCUUACUUGCAUAUUUGUAUAGCGAAUUUUUAUACAAUCCAUGUCAUAUGUAUAAAAAAUUUGUGAUAUUCUAUUCCGUGUACAAUAAAUAUACUAUCAUGUUUGGUGGUUUAUAUUAGGGUUUAUGAUGGAAAUAAAAGUAUUUAUUUUGGGUAUUCAUUGAAUAUCAACAAUAUCCUUUU
Molecule: messenger RNA, 1782 nt
Organism: Heterobilharzia americana
Lineage: Eukaryota; Metazoa; Platyhelminthes; Trematoda; Strigeidida; Schistosomatidae
Source: the annotation of a GenBank genome assembly